AUAGGAAUAGAAAUCUAUUUAAGAAGCUGUACUACAGCAUAUCUACCAAUGACCACAGCUUUGACAUCUAAAGUCAGUGAAAUACACCACAAAGUCGACCCCUUAGCUCAGAUUGAAGAUGCACUCAAGUUCUGUGUUGAAGAGUUUUGGUGGUGGUCUGACCUUGAACUGUGACAUCAAGGAGAAUAAUUCAGCAAAGAAAGAGUUUUUCACUGCACACUGGGAAGAUCUUAUUUUGAUAACUAAGCCAGACGACAGAAUCAUUUUGAAUGAAGACAACGUUUCGUGCAAGGAGCACUAUGACCAGAAACAACAAGCUAUGUUCAUUCUGCAGAGAUCUCCUGAUCAGAAAAUGAGGAUGGGCCGACUAGGAGGGAAAAUAAUGGAAUAUUGUCUCCCAUAUAAGAAUGUCCUCCCUGUGCCAGUCUUUAUGCCAAGCAGAGUACAAACCACUGCCAAAGAAGACUUCAGGACCCAGUGGUCUCCACUGUUGGAAGAAAAAAACAUGAGGCAACUUGGAAAAACUUCAAAUCCGAUAUUUAAAGAGGCGUUUCUCAACAAAGGAGAAUUUUUGGCAAUAAAGGAUACUACACUUCCAAAAAGGGUAGGUUUCAUAGCCUCAUCCUCUCUGUCUCCUGAUGUGCAAAGAGGCUGAGAAGGCAAUAAACUGAGCCAAAAUUCCAGCUUGAAACCAGAGGGAUGAGCAAGAAUCUCUAGUAUUGGUGCGACUGUGUCAUUAUCAAUGGUUGUGCUGUCUUACCUCUCAACAACUAUAUAUUCCAGUUUAUGAAAUGUAAGGAUUAUAAAUUAAAUGUACUCAAUGCUAUUCAAAA
Molecule: messenger RNA, 833 nt
Organism: Callorhinchus milii (elephant shark)
Lineage: Eukaryota; Metazoa; Chordata; Chondrichthyes; Chimaeriformes; Callorhinchidae
Product: telethonin-like
Exons: 2
Coding region: 119-655 (178 amino acids)
Biological process (GO): cardiac muscle contraction; skeletal muscle thin filament assembly; skeletal muscle contraction
Cellular component (GO): Z disc
Molecular function (GO): titin Z domain binding; protein-macromolecule adaptor activity; structural constituent of muscle
Source: RefSeq, a predicted model, not a curated record